Messenger RNA from Aspergillus steynii IBT 23096, 1696 nucleotides. RefSeq lists its product as uncharacterized. NCBI's taxonomy places the organism in Eukaryota, Fungi, Ascomycota, Eurotiomycetes, Eurotiales, Aspergillaceae. The record is from RefSeq and is a predicted model, not a curated record. Gene Ontology annotation, molecular function: metal ion transmembrane transporter activity. Gene Ontology annotation, biological process: metal ion transport; transmembrane transport. Gene Ontology annotation, cellular component: membrane. The transcript has 2 exons. The coding region runs from base 71 to 1588 and encodes 505 amino acids.
AUUGAAGUCCUAUCUUCAUGGCUGCGACUGAGGACUUUGUACUGUUAGCAUUUCAUAAUAUGUGGGAAAUAUGGAAGCUUCUUACACUGAUUAUGUGUCAUCUCUGGCUUUUCGAAAUCCAAGCCUAAAUAUACUCUCUGAUUUUCUUCGUCACCAGCCCCGAAAGCCCUCCGACAGCCAUGUCAGCUUUAUCGAGAUAGAGAAGACUGGGAGUGCGGGUCCACCCCAAGAAAGCAACACAAAUCAACUCAUGACCCGGGUUGAUUCUGGGCUGAACAAUAGAAUCAUCGCAGUGGUCGAGAAUAUUCACCCCGAUGAUAUAGAGGUUCUCGGUGCAUCUCUUGAUAUUGAUCCGUUCUUCUUCUGUGGCCACAUCGCGUCGUCGUACGCAGACAUCGAACACACUCCUGCGCCACCAUUACUAGCUUUACCACCGUCCCAAAUUGUCUCGAAGCCAUUUCUCAACAUCCAUUACCAGAAGGUCCUUGAUUUGGGCGAUGAGUCUUCCGUGGGCCAUGUACCAUAUAAACUCGCCUUGCCGGCGAAUGUUCCUCGGAAUAUUAGACGUCUGCCCGCACUGUCGGGUAGAUCGAUUGGUCUCCGUCGAGCAUGUACCUCAUUGAUAAAGAAAGAUCUGUCUAGUGAUGUCUGGAUAUGUUUAAUCCUUGUGGAUCCUGCGCCUGACGUUGUGCGACCAGCAAGCAGCACAUCCCACGUUCUGCACUCCAAAAUCCCUCAAAUACCACGUCGAAUCGCUGUUGAGGACUUCCGCGAUCUACCAACUUAUGCUGAAUUCAAAGGCUCGAAUGGGAGCCAAAACAUCCAACCUCUCAGCCCGCGCGAGGAGAUUUUAAGUUUCUUCCAUGACUCGUCUCCAGGGUGGAACGCAGGAAAUCCCAGCAUUUUGUCCCUUGCUUACCAUCCCAUCCAGUCUGUCAUUAGGGAGUGGAUUCUAUAUGGCUUGCUGAUGGGUCGCUAUAUCAAGUACUACGAGUACUCGUUCAAAUCGGCACCCACACGGCUCGAGCAUUUCGAGAAAAACGAUAUAAUAGAUCUGCAUCGAUGGCGACGGCGGAGUCUGCAAAGUCUGCACAAGUUGCAGACGGUUCGGCGCUUUGUCGAAUACUGGAUGCCAAAGGAGCAAACCCUCUACCAACACGAAGUAACACCCAAAGUAUCAUCCUCAUCACAGGAACUACCGAGCUGGAACCUCCUAAUCGCCGAUCUCAAAUACUCAGAAGAGCAGAUCGAUCAACACGCUCGAUCCCUUGAAGCCUUGAAUCCGAUAAUCACUUCGCUAGUGCAACUCAUUGACUCCCACAAGUCCAUCUCCCAAGCGGAGGAUAUCCGGCGUUUGACGUACAUCGCUAUGGCUUGUGUACCGUUAUCCCUUAUCGCUGGGGUCUUCAGUAUGAGUGAGCCGUAUGGGCCUGGGAAUGAUCAGUUCUGGGUAUAUUGGGUGACUGCGCUGCCAACUGCGGCGUUUAUUAUGGGUUUUUUGUGGCUGGAUAGUAGGAUUCCUGAUUUUCUGCGUUUUGGGUUUUGGGCACAGAUGAAGAAGAGGGUGAGGGUUUCCAGUCCUGUUUAGCCAGUGUUUGAAUUAUCGCAGGGCAGGACCCUCUUCUUUUUGUUAUUUUUCCUUUCUUUAUUUUCCAUUUCUUGCCGCAGCUUUAUUUCAGUUGAACAAAGAAUACAG